AUGGCCCUUCCCGAGCCUUGGCACGGCCCGGUCCGUUCGCCUCCCGCGAGCUCCGGGGCCGCGGCGGGUCCCGGGCCGGGCCGCGGCUCCUCCGGCGCGGGGUCACUGCCGGGCUGCGGGGCCGAGCGGGGGGACCCGUCCGGCCGCGCGCCCCCCGCGCGGUGCCCAGGGGCUCCCGCCCCGCUCCCCCCCCGCGGGGCCUCUGCCCCCGAGCCCCGUCCUUUCCCCCGCCCGCAUCCCUGUCGCCCCUGCUCUGACCCUACCCUUGUCCCCACAGCCGCCAAGGCCAAGGGCAAGGGCGCGCCCAAGGAGGCGCUGAAGGGGCCGGAGGUGUGCACGGACCCCACCAUGCUCGCCACCCACGCCAUGGGGGUCAACUACUUCAAGGAGGGCCCGGAGGUGGCCCUGAAGCCCGACUCCGAGUACCCCGACUGGCUCUUUAAGAUCCACCUUGGGCCCCCCAAGAAGCUGGAGGAGCUGGACCCUGACACGCUCGAGUACUGGAGGCGGCUGCGGAAAUACAACACGUGGCAGCGCAACAAGUUGAAGAAGGGCAAGAAGUUUUAGGUGCUGCCAAGCUCAGGGCUGCCCCACGCACCAGCACAGGUGGCACUGGGACCCGCUCCUGCUUUUGGUCGCUUGAUGUAAACAGGAAAUAAAUCUGGGAUGAGACUGA
Corapipo altera (White-ruffed manakin) is the source of this 676-nucleotide messenger RNA. It is a transcript of the gene MRPL54, whose product is annotated as mitochondrial ribosomal protein L54. Gene Ontology annotation, cellular component: mitochondrial large ribosomal subunit. NCBI's taxonomy places the organism in Eukaryota, Metazoa, Chordata, Aves, Passeriformes, Pipridae. Bases 1 to 567 code for a protein of 188 amino acids. Gene Ontology annotation, molecular function: structural constituent of ribosome. The transcript has 3 exons. The record is from RefSeq and is a predicted model, not a curated record.